Molecule: messenger RNA, 1377 nt
Organism: Micropterus dolomieu (smallmouth bass)
Lineage: Eukaryota; Metazoa; Chordata; Actinopteri; Centrarchiformes; Centrarchidae
Product: A-agglutinin anchorage subunit-like
Exons: 5
Coding region: 820-1377 (185 amino acids)
Source: RefSeq, a predicted model, not a curated record
CUCCCGCAUCCUCGCGGUGAUUGACAGCCGGUAGUCUACUACGGCUUUCGGAGCUAGCUAACUCACCUGCCCCCGCCUCCUGUGGCUGAUCGUUAACUGUGGAUUAAGAGAAAUAACUCCACUUCAUAGCCUACUUCAAGAGAGUGAGGACAGAGGAUGGAGUUUAAGACAGCUCGUCAUUCAGCAGCUAAGAGACCUGGAAUGGAUCUGUUGAUGCCUGUCUUGUGUUUUCUGGACACAAGUGUGCCACAGGAUAGGCAACAACGCCUUCUUAAGGCAACAUAGGAGGCCAGGGCAUGCCAGUCGUCAAAAACAUCCCAAACGUAUGACGACAGCAGGCUGAGGGAUCCCAAGACGGCUAUUGAGGAAAGUAAUAUAUAUCAGCAUAGGUGUCCAAGACGCACGACCAACAUACGGUCACAUGUCCAUGUGCACUAGAAUUCUUAUAUUGUUAUUUUAUAGUUAUAACAACACUUCCGAUGUCUUAAAUCUGCAGCUAAAAGGAGAUGCCAGAUAAUCACGGCAACUCCGACAGAGAAGCAGUUUUUUGGUCAGCUAAUUAUUACUUUUGGAAAGUACAAUGGCAAAAGCUUCAAGUGACUGGUGGAAAAAGAUGUAGGAUACAUUAAAUACAUCCUGGACUGCCAUAUCAAAGAGAGCCGUCAACCAGACAGGAAAGCUGGAAUCAAAGAUGAGUGGGUGAAGGAUUACCUGCUCAAAUACGUGCAGUUGUUUCCUCCAGUCUCCUGCCACCUGGAGAUCAACGUUGACCGGGCCAAUUAUGGCCAGGGCCGCUUCAGGUCCUUCACAUUCCAGGAAAUGUGGCAGUGGUACAGCCUUCACAAGCACCUCCAAGCUGACCCUCAGGCUGGGAGUGACCAUGAGAGGAAGAUGGCUCAGGAGGCUUUCUCCUCCGUUCGACAGUGGCAUGUCAUGAAGGAGGACGACAUCUCUUCAAAGUUGCUGAAGCGCUUCAGACUCUAUAUUGUCACCAAAGAGACAGAGAAACCUCAGCAGAAAGUGGCCCCUCCCGCAGCAACCACCACGUUGUCCGGCACUGCCACGUCAUCCAGCACCGCCACCAGCACUGCCACCAGCACUGCCACCAUGUCGUCCAGCACCACCACCAGCACUGCCACCAUGUCGUCCAGCACCACCACCAGCACUGCCACCAUGUCGUCCAGCACCACCACCAGCACCGCCACCACGUCGUCCAGCACCGCAACCGCGUUGUCCAGCACUGCCACGUCCAGCUCUUUGGGGUCCAAAGGUGAUGGCAGUUGGACCGAUGAUGCUCUGCUGGCUGAAGCUCUCGCCACUUUUGAAAGGCAAGGUAUGUCAGUUUUUGAUUUUCAUUUAUGGCUUGAAUUAAUGUAA